Messenger RNA from Xyrauchen texanus (razorback sucker), 4720 nucleotides. It is a transcript of the gene mfsd12b, whose product is annotated as major facilitator superfamily domain containing 12b. The coding region runs from base 274 to 1746 and encodes 490 amino acids. Gene Ontology annotation, cellular component: membrane. The transcript is spliced from 10 exons. The record is from RefSeq and is a predicted model, not a curated record. Gene Ontology annotation, biological process: carbohydrate transport. Gene Ontology annotation, molecular function: symporter activity. Lineage: Eukaryota; Metazoa; Chordata; Actinopteri; Cypriniformes; Catostomidae.
CUGAAACAGAGGCUGCUGGAUGCAAACAAUCACUGACAAACGAUUUUACUUUUACCUUUCGUCCAGGAAGGCUUGGAUUUGCUUGUCGGUAAAGCUAAAAUAUUUGGCAUAAUUUGCAAAAAACAUAUAAUGGCGAAUCUUACUGGUAUCAGUCCAUAGACCGUUACGAUUGCGAUACUAGUUGUCUCGUCACUAACCGCGCGUAAUGGUUAUUACCAAAGAACCUCUCCAUCACCCUGAACAACGAGCCGCUUAUUGUUUCCGUCAGUCAAAAUGUCGGAUCAGCCAGUAACUUUACCCGUCUGUAAGCGACUCACGUACGCCGUGGGACACUUCUUCAAUGAUCUCUGCGCGUCCAUGUGGUUUACCUAUUUACUGGUGUACUACCACUCGGUUCUCGGUUUCCAGGACACUAACGCAGGCGCGCUGCUGCUGGUGGGGCAGAUCGCGGAUGGAAUCUGCACACCUCUCAUCGGCUAUGAAUCCGACCGGACUUCGGGAUGUGGGACUUAUGGGAAAAGGAAAACCUGGCAUUUAGUGGGAACAUUGAGUGUGUUCGCCUCCUUCCCCUUCAUAUUUAACCCUUGUAUCGGAUGUGAUGAGGGCACCCCACAGAUGGCAGGACUCAUUUAUGCCAUCCCAUUUAUCGUCAUUUUCCAGUUUGGCUGGGCUGCUACGCAGAUAUCCCAUCUGUCACUCAUUCCAGAGCUGGUCACAUGUGAGCAUGCCAAAGUUGAGCUCACAUCAUACAGGUAUGCCUUUACAGUGGUGGCUAAUAUCACUGUAUAUGCUGUGGCAUGGCUCUUGUUUCACUUUCAGUCACAAAAGAUGGAUGAUCCAUCUAUCUCUCAGAAUCUGGGCUGGGCUGAUGUUCCCACAUUCAGAUAUCUGGCCCUGAUUGUGUUGGGCAUCGGUAUGGUUUUCUCCAUAAUUUUUCACCUGGGAACAAAAGAGAGUGUCCAACCUCAGGAGAGUGAAGCAGGGGAGUAUCAGCCUCUAAUUUCUCGCUCUUCCCGGAACUCUGGACUUGUGCUGCAGUGGAAACACUGGCUUAAGGAGCCUGCCUUCUAUCAGGUUGCCGUACUAUAUAUGUGCACUAGACUGAUUGUAAAUUUAUCCCAAGCUUACAUCCCUAUGUAUUUGACAAGCACCUUAUCACUGCCAAAGAACUACAUUGCAACUAUUCCCCUGGUCAUGUAUGUCUGUGGGUUUGUGUCUUCUCUGGUUAUGAAGCCUGUCAGUAAACAGAUCGGCACCUCUAUGACCUAUUUCGUUGGCCUUUUGCCGAUUAUGGCGUUUUCCUAUUGGGUGUUGCUGGAAGUGAACAUGGGCACACAGGUUUACGGAGCUGCUGUGCUGCUGGGAGCUGGAUCUGCUGUCAUUCUGGUCAUGUCACUGUCCAUGACCGCCAAUCUCAUCGGAGAUCAAACACAAAGUGGUGCCUUUGUUUACGGUGCAAUGAGCUUCACGGAUAAGGUGGCUAAUGGACUUGGAGUGAUGAUGAUACAGUCCUUCUAUCCCUGUCAUACACAGGAAUCCGAUUGCAUAUGGUUCUACCACAAUGUCAUGGUGAUUGUUACCGGGGGCGUAGCUGCUGUUGCAGCCAUCUGUCUAUGUACCAUUCUCAUUUGGCCAAUCACAAUUCGCCAACGUCUGGCUGUCACCACAGGCCUGAUGGGUACACAAGACGAUGAAACAAACAGCUGUAGGGUCAAUGGAAGACUUAACUUAUGGACUCAGCAAUGAAAACUUGCACUUGAAAACACUCAACACUCAGUGGCAGAUCAUGAUGUGCUGCAUAGAGAACAAUGUGUUCCCUAUUUGUAACUUACCAGGAAUAAGGAAGAUGAUAAAAUGUGCUGUGGUCACGAGUGCCCGUCUCAGCACUUUGGAUAUGGAAUUUUUUGCAUUGUUCUUUCAUUCUCAAGAGAGUCUCUGUGUAUUGUCUUUUAUAUUUCAGCUCAGGUCUAUCACAUGGUGCGACUGCUCAAACAAGGCAACAAUUAUAUGACACUUACAAGAGACAUUAAAUGAGGUAGUGAAUUCUGCUGUUAAAAUAUUCUGAAAUAUUUCUAAAGAUUCCACUGGAGAUUGAAAACACAUUCAUUUUGUAGGAAAACUUUACAAAAUUUAAAGCUGAAUUUUAAACAGAUUUCUGCUCCACUAGUUUCACCCAACACUUGCAAAAUACACAAGCCAUUGGUUGAGCCAAUGUUACUAUGCCAGGCUGAUUAAACAAAGUUAAGCAAUUUUUUUUAAUAGUGCAAGAGAGCCAGUGUUUAGACUCUUCCAUGCAAUCAACCUUUGAAUUGGUGAUUUAUAGUAGUCUCUGCACAUUAAAAAAUAAAUAAUAAAACCCUAAUCACCUCAAGGUACCAUUUGAAUCGGAUGCACUUAUUGAAAAUUCUUGAAAGUUCUAAAACCUUAUUUGCUUCAGAGAGAUUCAUACAGUUUAAUAAAUUAAUAAGUCCUUCAUUAGGAUACAGUUGAAGACAAAAUGAUUAGCCCUCUAUGAAAUAUUUAGUUAUUUUUCAAAUAAUUUUAAUGGAGCAAAGAUUUUUUUCAACAUAGCAUUUCUAAACAUAAUAGUUUAUUUAGGCAACUUAGAGUGUUUAUAAUAUAAAUCGAAAAAAUCUACAGGUCAAAAUGAUUAGCCAUCUGAUGUUAAUUGUCAAUAGUGUAUCUCUUUUGCUUGAUAACAGCCUUUAGUCGUUUGUUGUAGUUCUCAAAAAGAUUUCUCCUGAGGAGUUGCAGCCCAUUCCUCCUUAGCAAAACUCUCAAACUCCUCCUGAUUUGUUGGUCUCCUGGCAUGGACUCUAGUCCUCAGUGUGGCCCAAAGUUAUUCUAUGGGAUUCAAGUCUGGGCUUUGUGCAGGCCAGUCAAGGACGUUCACUUUGCUCAUUUGGAGGUAGUUCUUCACCAGAAGUGAGGUAUGCUUUGGGUCGUUAUCAUGCUGGAAGACGAAAUGUCGACCCAAACCAAGUUUUGUUGCAGAUUGCCUGAGGUUGUCUUUCAAAAUCUUCUCAUAGUCUAACUUUUUGAUGAUUCUUUCAACCCUGAUGAGAUUCCCAGUUGCCAGAUGCACUGAAUCAUCAUCACAGCAUUAUACUCCCACCGCCAUGUUUCACUGUGGGAACAGUGUUCUUUGGGUUGAGCGCCUCUCCCUUCUUUCUCCAAACAUAGGCAACAUCUAUAUGGCCAAAGAGCUCUAGUUUUGUCUCACCUGACCAAAGGACAGGUUUCCAGUAUGCAUAAUUUUUCUCUAGGUUGUCCUUGGCAAAAUUCAGUCUAGCUUGGAGGUGCCUCUUCUUCAGAAGUGGAGUUUUUCUUGGUCUGCAUCCUUGCAGUCCAUACCUGUGCAGGGCUCUAGUGACUGUCUUCGUUAAGACAUCAAUACCAGACUUGGCGAAAUCAUUCACUAGUGUCUUGGCAGUUGUUCUUGGGUCUUUAGAAACCUCUCUCACCAGUUUUCUUUCCAAGGUUUUUGAAUUAUUUCACUUCCUGCAUCUGCCAGUCUUGUUCUCCACUAUGUGGGUCUCUUCAAACUUCUUGAUAAUAAUUCUCAUGACAGUUCAUGACACCCGAAAACGCUUUGAUAAACGUGUAUAUCCUUCUCCUGCUUUGUGAGCAUUAACGAUUAUUUUUCUCAAGUCUAAACAAAUUUAUUUUGUCUUUGCCAUGAUGACAGUUUUAUAUUACUUCACUAGUUGUUUUGCAAGAUACUAAUCCUCAGUUUGAAGUGCAACUUAAAGGCUUGGGGGAUUAAUUAGGUUAAUUAGGCAAGUCAUUAUAUAACAGUUGUUGGUUUCGUAGCCAAUCAAACCGAUAAUUGCGUAAGGGGGCUAAUAAUAUUGAGCUUAGCAGUUUUUUUUUCUUUUUUUUAAAUACGUUUUUUAUUCCAGGUAAAUUGAAUUAAAUAAGGCUUUCUCCAGAGGAAAAAUAUAAUAAGAAAUACUGUGUUAAAAUCCCCUUGCUCUGUUAAACAUCACUUGGGAAAUAUUUGAAAAAUUAUUUAAAUUUCAAUGGAGGCUAAUAAUUUUGUCUUCAACUGUAUAUCCAAAUUACAAUGAAUACAUUGAAUUGACUACAGGGACAAUCCACCUGGUGCAACCUGGGAUUGAGUGACUUGCUCUGGGGUGUCUUUAUCCCAUGUACACUUCUGUGAUGUAUCUCCAUCCCGUGUAAACAGUGCAUUACUACAUUUAAUUAUUUACAAUAUAACGAUUGUGUGUGCAAUAAAACUUGUUCGGGCAGUUAUGCCUGUACUGUUAAGUGUGAUGCUUUUAAUGGAUUCAUCACACUUUUCCUGUUUCCUUUUCCUAUAGCAAAGGUUUAGCUUUCUGUUAUGACAUUCUAUAUUCUGCUGUCCAUGGACCAGGAGAAAAAUAUUCUUCACUGGUUCAUUUGCUUAAGUGUACACUUUUUAGAACAUGCUGGUUUCGUCUCUGCCAAGAGAAAACUAGCUUGUCAGCCACAGUAUUCCUACACAGUACAACCUUUGGCAAUUUGUGUUCACCUGUGGGUGGAACCAUUGAGAGUUACAUUCUUAUUCACUAGAGGGAGGCAGACAUGCCAAGGAGUUUAGUAGUGCUACUGUGGAUUUUGUAAAACACUGAAAAAUUAAAGUGUGAUAAAAUAAAAAAAACUGAGUUCAACAUUAUACCAACCAUAAUUUUCCAAUUUAUGUAAUAAGAAAUGUUAAAGAAUAAACAAUGGAAAU